Messenger RNA from Triticum dicoccoides, 3374 nucleotides. Its product is annotated as P-loop NTPase domain-containing protein LPA1-like. Bases 881 to 2815 code for a protein of 644 amino acids. NCBI's taxonomy places the organism in Eukaryota, Viridiplantae, Streptophyta, Magnoliopsida, Poales, Poaceae. The transcript has 7 exons. The record is from RefSeq and is a predicted model, not a curated record.
GAUCCCGGAAAAUGGAGGGACGCCAGCCUCCGAUUGGAGGCCCUCGCGCGACAUGCUCGCGUUAUACCACGAUUAAAGACUGAGGUCGAAACCCCCUGCUUCUGUUUCGUUUUAGAUGCGGUAGAUCCUUCCCGGACAGCACAUGUCUAGCAUAGUGUUCUUGGUGCUUUUUCUUCCUCUUGACUGAAUGCUAGUUCUUGGUUCAGAACCUCAAACGAUGUAGUUAGGCAUGCCUAGCAUAGUGUUUGGCAGUAGGACAAUUUUGACAUGGGAAGGUGACAUAUACUCUACUAAUUGAUGAGCAUACUGUGUUCGUUGCUCGAGCCAAAUUCCCCUAGGUCAAUUCACCGCCCUUGGAUUAGACAGAAAAACUCUCAUAUCCUUUUGGACAGGGUCGUUCUUUGCAGCAAAAGGAUUGGAUCUGAUUCAGCGUAUUUCGUGUGUCAUUCCUUACCAAGCUAUUGUUCUUGUUGCAGACUGAACUUGUCUCUUUUUUCAAGGAUACGUCCGCCAGGAUGUAUCAAGAUCCCGAAGUUGUCUUUUGGUGAUACUUUGCUUACGGGUCAUUAUCAUCACAUACUGUCAUAGCUUGCGUGAAUUGCUAUUCCUUUCUUCACUUUAUUAGGCUCUGAUGAGAGAGACAGCACCAUGUUAUAUGAUGUAGACAUUUAGGCUUUGCCUUGCAUGAUCUUUUUGCUCGGGAACUGUAGCUUGGCGGGCUACCUUUCUAGUCUGUAUCCUGGAAUUGACAUGAGCUCUGGUGUCGGGUUCUCCUCAUCGUCCAUAUUGGUUAGCUGCGUAAGCAACAUGCAUCUUGGACUUGACCUGAGCUCUGGUAUCGGUUCUCACUUGACGUGAUUUUCCUUGCUCUGAUUUGGUCAUGGCAGUUUGGCGUAUCUUCUUUUCCUCGUCGUCCAUUUCGAUAAGCUGCAAAAUUAGCAAGAAAGUAUUCAGUGUGAUGAGGAGUGAAUUCUUGGAUGCAUCGAGGUCGGAUAGGGCUGUCAAAGAAGAAAAUGCUCCUAGCCUGGGCAUUGGGGAAGAUGCUAAUAUGCUUAGCACAGAAAUUCCAGAUGCAAGUAGCAGCAGCAUGCCCUUCGAAUUGUACAAGACACAGACAACAAUUCUUAUUUCAAGAGAAAAGUUUCUGAAUAUUGUGUGUGAUGCACUCUCUUCUUACAAGUAUGUUGGACCAAACCAGAAGGCUGACUUGCUUCUUGCUUGCAGAAUUAAGGAGAAAAAGGAAUCAGUGACAGUACUCUUGUGUGGGACAAGCGGGUGUGGCAAGUCCACUCUAUCAUCUUUGUUGGGUAGUAGAUUGGGCAUUACGACAGUAGUUUCUACUGAUUCCAUACGCCAUAUGAUGAGAAGCUUUGCGGAUGAAAAGCAAAAUCCUCUUCUCUAUGCAUCAACCUACCAUGCAGGCGAAUACUUGGACCCUGUUGCAGUUGCUAAGUCAAAGGCAAAGAAGCUAGCAACGGUUUCUCAUACCAAUGGAGGCAAAGAUGGCACUUCAGAUGUUAAAUCUCAUCAUGGCUCCUCAGAUUUACCUCCUAGAACCGAGUUGAUUGGCAACAAACAAAUGGCAAUAGAAGGGUUCAAGGCGCAAAGCGAGAUGGUCAUUGACAGCCUGGACAGAUUAAUUACAUCAUGGGAGGAGCAGAAGCGAUCUGUUAUUGUUGAAGGAGUUCAUUUGAGCCUCAAUUUUGUGAUGGGGCUAAUGAAGAAACAUCCUUCCAUAAUACCAUUUAUGGUAUACAUUGCAAAUGAGGAGAAGCACAUGGAGCGAUUUGCUGUACGUGCAAAGUACAUGACAUUGGACCCGGCAAAGAACAGAUAUAUCAAGUACAUCCGGAAUAUCAGGGCUAUCCAGGAAUACCUUUGCAACCGAGCGGACAAGCAUCUGGUGCCUAAGAUUAACAAUACUAAUGUUGACCAGAGCGUGGCAGCCAUACAUGCCACGGUUUUCAGCUGUCUUCGUCGACGAGAAGUUGGGGAGCAGUUGUAUGAUCUCAACACAAACACUGUUUCUGUGGUGGAUGAGGAAUACAGGAACCAGCGUGCAUCUAACUCCUUGGGUUCCAAGGGCAUGUUCCAGUUCAUUCAAAGGAAGGGGUCUUCUAGGAAUCUGAUGGCUCUCCUUAACCCUGAUGGUUCAGUCACCAAGGCUUGGCAUGUAGAUUCAUGUGACGGCAAUGCCAAUGGCAGUAGAAGCAGUGAUAAAUCAGUAGGAAAGGUUAACCCAUCACACAUUGGGAAGGUAGAGUCAGUUAAUCUCCAAUUUGGUUCCUUCGGGAUUAGUGCGUGGCUGAGUGAUACAGGUGGCACCAGCCAUACUGGGAGUGUAGAUGACCUGAGGGCUGAUGGCAUUGAGACAGGCGGUAGAUACUUCUCCUCAUGCUGCAGCUCGCCAAAGACAUCAGAUUGCGCAUCCAAAGAGCAUAUGGAGGAUUAUUCAGUCUAUGGUAGUGAAGAAGAAGCUGACAACCCACCUGAUGCUGAAACUGAUGAGGAUCUAACUGAUGAAGAAAGAGAUGUUCACGAGAUUGAAGCGGGCUCGGUCGACGAGCAUUCCACCAAGUCUGACGAGGAAUACGACGACCUAGCCAUGCAGGACGUCAUGGAGAACGGUAACUGCUCCGACGAUGACGACGAGCAAGCUGUGCGGUUCAGCAAGAGGAGCUCGCCGCCUCUGGAUGAGAGCAUCCUCGGAGCAGCUGACGGUGAUGAUGCCGUGGUGGAGGGAAGGUACCACCACAACCUGGACCUCUUCACGAUAUCCAAGGACAUGGCUGUCACGCGGAUGCCGUGCGCGUGACGCUGCCACCCAGACCAACCCAUGGGAAGAAAAGCCAGGUGUCCUGUGAAUCAGACACCAUUUCCACGGUUCGCUGCGCCACUGUGCUCUCCGGUGGCGCUUCCAGUUACUCCCCCCGUUCCUAAAUACUCCCUCUGUACCGAAAUAGUUGUCGCUGGAGUAGCUGCGACAACUAUUUCGAUACAGAGGGAGUAUAAGUCUUUCUAAAGAUUCCAAUAUGGACUAUGUACGGAGCAAAAUGAGUGAAUCUACACUCUAAACUACGCCUAGGUACUCCAUAUUGAAAUCUCUAGAAAGACUUAUAUUUAGGAACGGAGGGAGUAGGAGUUUGCACCGGCGGCUGUACUCAUAUGAGCUUAUGUCGGUGGUUAUGACUGUUAGACAUACUGAUGCUUGUCCAAGCUUACCAAAUACUAUAGGAAUCUGGUACUUUGCCGAUGAAACUCAAAUAAUGGAAGGUUGAAAUUGCAUCUGUAAUUGCGCAAGAAUCUCUUGGCACCAAAAAUAGGCGCAGGAGGUCCUUCCUUUUUAAAUGUGCACAAGGUCAUGCUUUGAAUAA